AUGCUACCCGCGGCUGAGCGCGAUGAACACGGUGCUUCGGGGCUUGAGGAGACGGCAGAGGGUGCAGCUAUUGCAGCUGCUAGCUUAGCAUUGGGAGAAGAGCUCUUCCGACAACGACCACGCAGUCGUUCAACUUCCCCUCGUGCUGCAGAGAAAGCCCAUGACCUUGCCCCGAAGUCCCAGAGUAGACCGUCUUCGCCAGAGAUGUCCCGAGACCAGGAUCAAUCACGAAGGAUGUCCCUCAACCGGUCGACAGAAUCGCCAACUGCAGUGCCUUUGCACUUCCGUCGACCUCCGAUGUCCCCAGGUCUGCCCCGUUCAGUGCCACCUGAGAUCCCAACUCCGCCUGGCUCUACCGGCUCUCCAACCCAAUCCCGCCAUCGUCGCCCGAAGUCUGUUGAGAUGUCUGGGGAAAUGCGCCCCCUAUUUCUAGUGGAAAGACAUGGAUCAGCCAAGGUGGAGCCAGAGAUUGAUGAAAAGCUACCCUCGCUUCCAUCUAGCAAGGCUUCUUCACGAGCUCCGUCUAUCGAAAACCUUAGGGACCUCAAUGACGAGGAUGCUGUCAGAAGCUGGGAGCCUCUCGAUGCUAGUCCGUUGAUGGAGAGCCGAAGACCGACUGGUCUGAAAAUAUCCACUGAGAAAGCCAAUGAGCAUGAAGUAGACUACGAUGUUUUUGGCUCGCAACAAGCUACCCCAACAGCAGAAAACUUUGGUGGAUCUCUUGAGUCAGCUAAGAAGGAGAAGCGAAAGCCCGAAUUUUAUUCUCCAUCCGACCUCCUCCGGGACCCUGCAGCUUAUCCAGAUCCCUCUUCUUCAAACAUUGAGAAUCUCCCUUCCCCCGAAGGGUCUGUGAUUGCUGUCAGAAACCAGCCCGACAAUGCUGGCGCUAAUACGGAGGCUGAGGGUGAACUUGAUAUUCCACAAGUCUCCAUUGCCCAGCCUUCGGAGGAACCUUCUGUAGAGAAAUCUCUGCCUGACGCCACUGGUGUUGGGUUUUCUGAAAGUGUUGAUGCCGCUGUUAUUGCUGCUGCCAAGGAUGACAGCAUGUGUGUUGACUGUACCGACAAAGAUGUCUCUGAGCCUCUCGCUCAGCCGGAUAAUCAACAUGCCGCCGACGUUGCUGACAAUAAGGUGACUGAUAAGUCUUUGCCCGAAACGGAAUUUGAAUCAUCUGUCCCUUCUGGAACAAAUUUCCCAGGCUUUUCUGAUGUGGUCGACGCUGCUAUUGUUGCCCAGGCUUCUUCCAAUAACAAGCCCGAUGAUGAAGAGCUAGGUGAGCCUGGCACAGCAAUUGAAGAACAACCACCCACCCAACUUGAGCUUGAACCACCAGUUGAAGUUGAAGCAGACAAGGAAUUGGUUCCCGAAUCCUCUGAGCAGCCUACUGAGCCAUCCCAGUCAGAGGAGGGGCCGGUCGUCGAGGAGACAAAGGAGACGAAGUCUCAAAAGAAGAAGAAGAAAAAGGCAAAGAAGAAGCAGGCCGAUGAAAGCGCUGACUUGCCUUCCGAGCCUCCGAAGACCACCGAAGAACAGAUCCCCGCGCUAGAUACCGCAGAACAUGAGUCACGUUCCAUUGAGCCUGAACUAGCAGUCGUUGCGGACAGCGAAGUUCCUCCCGAGGCCCAGCCGGAGUCUGCACCAGCGGAAGCGUCUAGAGAGCUCGACGUGGAAACCACUCCUUCUGCUGAUUUGACUGAAGACUUGGCACCCACCGAUGAACAGCUUCUACCCACUACUGAGCCUGAAUCAAGCUCUUCUGUGCCAAUUGAGACUGCCCCUGUGGAGCCUGCAACUGCUCCUGAGCCUGAGGUACAACCCGAGUCUGAAGCUGCUGUGACCGAUGUUGCCGCCGAUGAACAUCAGGAUGAGUCUGGUGGUCUAUCUAAGAAGGAGGCACGGAAGAACAAGAAGAAGAACAAAAAGAACAAGAGUGUUUCUUCUAUUACCGCGGAGGAGGGUACUUCACACAAUUUGACUGAGGAGCAGCCACAAGAGACGGUGCCUAGCCCUUCAGAAAGCCAAUCUCAGCAAGAUGAUCAGAAAUCCACAGCUCAGACCGGGGAUAUUGUUGAGAGCAGCGAGACCCCAGCCUUGGAAGAAUCCACAGAGAAAGACAUUGCCCAAGAUUCCAGUCUUGCCGAUAUAGCUGUGCAACCCGAGGAGGAAUCAUCCGAGUUUCAGGACUCUUGGGAGAUUAUAGAGCCCGCAGCUGCCAUUCCCACCCAAGAAGCUUCAGAGGAACCAAAUGUUCAAGACAUGAGCAUGUCAACUGAUUCGUUCACGGCCAUCGAAGCGCCCACUCCAGAGUUGCAGGAGGUCGAGGCCACAGAACAAGCCAAGGAUAUUUCACUGCCUGAAGCUACUCCUGAUGCCGCUGCUGCAACCUCAGAAGAGCCAGCCGAGACAGACUCUGAUGCUUUCCAUGAAGCAGUUGAGGAACAGUCUACUCCGACUGAGGAGAAGAAGGAUGUUGAGACUGAGCCUUUGACUGAAACUGUUGCAGACAUUGCCACUCCUGCUUCUGCCGAGCCCGAGGAAAUCAACCCAGAGGACACUCCAGAGACCCAGUCAAAGAAGAGCAAGAAAAACAAGAAGAAAAAUCGCAAAUCUGUGGUCUUUGACGAGGGAGAACCCCACUCUGAGCUCCAACCCUCUUCUGCUACAGAACAGCUCACUAAAGAUAUCAACCCUUGGGGUUCAGCUUCCACUGCCCCUGUUGAAGCUCAAGAGCUUGGAGAUGCUCAGUCACCUGAAGCCACAGAAGUUGCUACAGAUGUGCCGGCCUCGAUACCUCAAGAAAUUGCUGCGGAGGCGGCACCCCUGGAUUCCCAGCAAGAUGUGGCAACUCAGGACCCUGAGCCUUCUCCCUCUGAUCAGGUCGAUGUCGAUCUGGCUCCUUCCAGUGAGGUCGCGAGGGGAACCGAGGAGGUACAAAAUCAGCCAACUACCGAUGUUGAAGCGGAGUCUGAAGUUCCCUUGACCCCAGCACAAAAGAGGGCUGCAAAGAAGGCCGCUAAGAAGAAGGCAAAGCAGGAAAGCGUUACUUCCGUGUCGGAUGAGCAGACCCCCACAGAAGCUCCCUCCAGCGAGAGUCAGCAAGCCGAACCUCAGCUUGAUGAGCCCGUCCAGCUUGAUGAGCCCGUCCAGCUUGAUGAGCCCGUCCAGCUUGAUGAGCCCGUCCGGCUUGAAGAGCCCGUCCAGCUCGGAGAGGAGCCCCUAGCUUCCGAAGAAGCUGUCGCGGAUGAAGCAGUUCCCGUUUCUGAGCAGGAAAUAGACACUCAAGAGCCCGAGCCUACUCCCUCUGAUCAAGUUGAAGCCACCGCAAUGCCUACUGGGCUCGACACGGCAACUGAAGAACCACGAGAUCUGCUCACCGCCGAUGUUGAAGCAGAGCCUGAAGUGCCUUUGACUGCAGCACAAAAGAGGGCUGCAAAGAAGGCCGCUAAAAAGAAGGCAAAGCAGGAAAGCGUUACUUCCGUGCCGGAUGAGCAGAACCCCACAGAAGCUCACUCCAGCGAGAGUCAGCAAGCCGAACCUCAGCUUGAUGAGCCCAUCCAGCUUGAAGAGGAACCCCUAGCUUCCGAAGAAGCGGAUGAAGCAGUUCCCGUUUCCGAGCAGGAAAUAAACACUGAAGAGCCCGAGCCUACUCCAUCUGAUCUAGUUGAAGCCACGGCAACGCCUACUGAGCCCGACACGGCAACUGAAGAACCACGAAAUCUGCCCACCGCCGAUGUUGAAGCAGAGCCUGAAGUGCCUUUGACUGCAGCACAGAAAAAGGCUGCCAAGAAGGCCGCCAAGAAGAAGGCAAAGCAAGAGAGCGUUUCUUCUAUUCCGGAUGCAGAGACUCCAGCCGAAGCUCUCUCUACCGAACCUCAGACCAAUGAGCCUGAGCCUGUUGAGUCCCAAGUUGCUGAAGCAGCUGAGCCCACUCCUGAAGCUGAGGCUGCCCCUGUCGACGAAAUAAAGGAGACAUCAGCACCUGAAGUGACUCCAAUAGAAGUUGAGGAGACAAGGGAGCUGCAACUUGAACCUGAACCUGAGCCUGCUCAAGACCCCGACCCCGAACCUCCUAAGGACACUGUUGCAGAAAUUUCUGUCCCUGAAACUCCCCAAGCAGAAGUUGAGGAGAUCAAGGAACCGGAAGCUGUACCUGAGCCUACCCUGGACAGCGUCGUGGAGACACCUGCUCAGCCCACAGAAGCUGAAUCUGUUAAGGAGCCCUCUGAGGUUCCAGAAGAGAAGCCAGAAGUUGAGCAGCUAUCCGAAGAGCCUCCCGCUGGCUUGUCAAAAUCCCAGAAGAAGAAGUGGAGGGAAAAGCAACGGAAAUUACAGCAGCAGAGUAUGAGCUCCAAUCCUGAAACACCUGCAGCUGAGCCUGCCCACGAGCCUGAGACUGUUGCCGCUGAGCCAAGCAAUGAGACUGAAGCUCCUUCCAUAGAAGGCCCAGCUCCAGAGGCCCUUUCUGAGCCUGCGACUGAGAUCCCCGUGAAAUCCAGCAAUGAAGUCCAAGAAUCACUAGAGAGCGAAGCUGUCGAGCCAAGCAAUGAUUUUACUGAAUUACCCGCGAACAAAGAAGCUGCAGUACCUACAACAGACGUUGACGCUGUGGAGCCUAGCAAAGAAACUCAAGUUGAGUCUGUGGCUGAGGCGGUCGCUCCCCUUGCCGAGGUAGGCCAAGAGGAGGAAGUUCGCGAGCCAGUCGAGACUCAACUGCCCAAGGAAGAUGAGAUUACUAUGUCUCCUGCUGCAGAGACUCCGGCAGAGACUUCCGCAGAGACUCCAGCUGAUUCUCAUGAGGCUGAGACCCAACGCAAAGAUCCUGAGCUGCCCGCAGUCGAAUCCGAACAGCCAAUGUCUGCUGCUGAAAAGAGAAAGGAGAAGAAGAAGAACAAGCGGAAAUCCAAGCAGCUUGAGAGCCAGUCCGCCGCCGAGAUCGAGCCCUCUCCUGAGAAAAUUACCGCCGACAAGGUGGAAGAGCAGCCGACAGAGGCCGAACCUGCAGCCCCUGCUGAUGUCGCUUCUUCUACUUUCGACGAAGCUCCAGCCGUUACUAAGCCUGUGGCUAUAGAAGCUGCCCCAGCUGCGACAGAUCCCGAGCCUACCGCCACCGAGAAGCAAGACAGCGAAGAAGGCCAAGAUGCAUCUGCCCUUGACAAGGAAGCUCCUGUGGAAGCGUCAACGGAUGAUGCUCCAGGUCUGGCCCCUGAGCUUGGAAAUGAGCAAGUCGCAGAUGCUCCGCUUGUAUCUGAAGAGAUCUCUUCUGAAGCUGUGACCGCGGAGAAUGUAGCUGCUAUCGAAACGCCGGAGGACUCCAAGGAUGCUCUAUCUACGGAGAAUCCAACACCCUCCGCGGGAUUCACCGAGGAUAAAACUAUCCCCAACGAGCUUGCUGAAGAGACAGUUGUUGGGGCGGAGCUGCCGUCUGAAGCUAUUUCUGGGGAGUCCGGUGGACCAGUCAUCGACAAUGUGUCCACUGAACAGGCCGCGGAUCAUGAAUUGAUCGACACGGGCUCAAAGAAGAAGAACAAGAAAAAGAAGAAGGGACAGGCUACUCCUACCGAGCAAGAAUCCCAACCGGACUUCCAGGAGCCUUCUAAGGAAGAGCAAGAUGUUGAUGACCCUGCUAUCAGCACAACUGUUUUGCCUACACCCGAUGUCGAUGCGGCUGUCUUGACAGAAGAGCCAGAAAAUACCGAAGAGUCCAAGCAGCAAGACAGCCAGACAGAACCUCUCAUAGUCGAACAAUCAAGUGCCGAGGCUGAUCAAGUAGAGUCUGAGCCUGUCUCCAAGAAGUCAAAAAAGAAGAAGAACAAGCGCAAGUCCGUCGCUUUCGAGGACAGCAAUGAUGUGACCCCUGCCGACUCCCAAUCAGAACACGAGCCCGCCAAGGAGCUCAUCAUGAGCGACGAUACACCGGAAGGGACUGUGCUGACAGAGCAACCAACUCAAACGUCCACAGACAAGGAGUUGAAUGAGCCGGAUAAUACGUUAGAGGAAGCCCCAAAGGACGAUGUUGAGCCUAUUGAAGCUGUCCAAACUAGCGAUCAGGUCCCCGAAAUCGAAACCUCAGAGCGGAGUAUAUCAGAAGCUCCCAAAGAAAUAGAGGAUGCAUCGACUUCUAUUCAACUCGACGAGCAUCCCGCCGCGGUGGAUGCAGCCGCAGAAGUGGAAGAGGAAGACCCUGAAUAUGCCAGUCUGUCAUCCAAAGAGAAGAAGAAGCGCAAGAAGCAAAAGGAAAAAGAGAAGAAGAAGAAUGCUAAGUCUUUGGACUUGGCCGCAGAGGAGCCUUCUACGCCGACAGAGUUGCCCCAUGAACCCGAGUCCGAAGUUCUUCAACCUCAGGAUGACAUAACUGCCACUGUAGAGGACAACAAGGCUGUUGAACUCGUUAAUGCCGACGCCGCUCAACCAGAAGGCGCCGACAUCAAGCAAGAGGCUGAGACGAGCGAACCCCCCGAAGCUACUCAAAUCACUGAGCCCGAGACAACCACCAGUGCUGAGGAAGUCACCGGUAAGGAAGUCACAGAGCCAGCUCAGCUGGAUGAGCAACAGCUAAUCAUGACCAUAGCCGAGCCCCCCGUUGAAGCAGAUGCCUUGCCGGAGCCGGAGGGACCUUCUGAGCCUACCACCGAGGCAGAGCCCGACACUGAAAUGACUGCCGAGGAGCGUCGCAAAGCAAAGAGGGCGGAAAAGAAGAAAAAGCGCAAGUCGAAGAAUCUCAGUACCGAUGACGCCACCGCUGAAUCCGAUCCCACCGACGCCACAAUCAUCGCUCAGGGAACCGAAAAAGAUACUACGGAACCCAUUGCAUCCGUUACGGCUCCCUCGCCUGCGGAAGAUGACGGUAAAGAACAUCAGUCCCACGACAUUGGAACGCCCGACGUACCGGCACAAAUUUUGACUUCGACUGAUGACAUCGUAUCUUCGCAGGUAGAGCAGCCGCAGUUAGAGAAUCUUUCAGAUUAUCCUCCCCAACCCGUGCUUGAGCGUUCGAAUGAUUUUGGCAAAGCGGAUAAUGGUAUUGAAAAUGAAAGCCAAGAGACUACCCCCAUUGCGCAUGAGACAGAGGAAGCAACGGCUUCAAUGGAGAAGGAGAUUGGUGUUGAAAAAGUCCUGGAAGAGACGGCAGGAGAGACAGGAGAAAAAGGGUUAGAAGAUGUACUAAAGGAGGAGCUAAAGGAGGAGGAACGUGGAGAAGAAAACGUGGAAGUUUUUGAUUUGAAGGAUGAGCUACCAACGUCAGAAAAAGAGAUGGCCGCGAACGAGGAGCCGGCACCAGAGGUGCCCGAUGAGACACCUGCUGAGAGCACCAAAGAUAUUGCUGCUUCUCCUGACCCUGAGCCAGCUGCCUUUGAAGGGCCGGAGACGUCCAAAAAGCAAAAGAAAAAGAAUAAGAAAAACAAGAAGAAGCUCCAAGAGGAGGAAAGCGUUGAAACAGAGCUCUCCGCCAAGCCAGAGCUACCGGGUGCAGAGGACAAAGAACAGCCAGAGACUGUGCCCGUUGCCCUAGAGGAAACCAAGACCAAGGAGAUCCCUCACCUUGAGUCCGCACCAGCUAUCGAAGACAUUCCGGUUGAUCUGGACCAGGCCACAGGCGAUGUGCCCGAGACCCAGUCAGUUGAAACCGUCGGCCCUUCCGGGGAAAUCGAGAAGACCGAAGAAAUGUCUGACGCCGAAGCCCAAGUCAACGCACCAGGUGAAGUAUUUGAGCCUUCUGCCACAGGAUUCAAAAUCUCCGAAGGACAUACCGAUCCGCAGGAUAAGCCGGAGGCAGAAGAUGCUACUGAGGCUACAGAAUCCGCAGUUCUCUCUGAAAAUGUGGAGGAGACAAAGGAUAUUUCACCGAUGGCCAUCAAAGAGGAACAGCCGCCAGCUGCAAGCAAUGAAGUUGAAUCUGUUGAGCCUUCUACUGAUCUCCCAUCCCAGGAGGCCGCAGUGGAGCAAGCAAAGGAAGCUCCGCCUCCAACUUCGGAAAUGCCAGAGACAGCUCCUGUGGACACCGUUACAGAACAAUCUGUUGAUGAGUUUAAGGGCCUGAGCAAGAAGCAGAGGAAAAAGAAGAUGGCAGAGAAGGCUGCCGCUGCCGCUGCUGCCGCCGCCGCCUCCGUUGCUAUCGACGGCGAAAAAUCAGUUCAACCAAAUUUCUCUUUUGAUGAGGUUUCAAAUACUGAACAUGUCCCAGAGGCCACUACAGAAGCAGCUCAACCGGAAGAUCUGCAGUCUGUUCCAGAUGUUCAGUUGCAGCCAGAGCCUGCACAUGUGCAUGCCAGCGAGCAGCCUGUAUCGUCUAUUUCUCAACCCGCCGAGGAUGUCUCCGAUAAUACGAUAGAGACACCGCAAGAACCGGUUGAAGAUGCCGUGGAAGAGAAAGUUGCGGCUACUCCCGAACUCUCGAAAAAGGAAAAAAGAAAGGCCAAGAAGAAAUCUCGACAGGAAUCUUCUGACCUGACUUCUGAUCCCAAUGAGCUAGCAGCCCGUGUCUCCGAGGCUGAAAAACCAGAGGUCGCUUUGAAUGUCGAGACGCUGGGCACAGAGGAGCCCAAAGACACUGUGCCUGAGCCAGAGUUCCCGACCGAUGAGCCCGUGGUGGAGAACGUUCGCGAGAUUGAGGAGAUCGAACCUGCCGCAGGCCUCGAAUAUGAAAAGCCUGUAGAGAAGGUUGAGAGUCAACAAGAUUACGAUACUCAGAAGACCGAGACUGCCGUUCUAUCAGGUCCUCUUGAUUUGACCUCGCCAGCUGAAACUGAAGUGCCAACUGCUUCUACCGAGCCUGUCCGAAAGGAAACCACUCAGACACCGGGCCAGGAGUUCUCCCUUGAGAGAGCAGAGGAAAAUGACAUGCCGGAAGCUGAAAGCCAGGCACAAGCCCAGGAGCAAGAUAAAAAGCCUUUGACUGAAGACUCUGUCGAAGACUCGCCUCAACAGGCUGAAGGUACCAUCCUUGAUUCAAAGAAAAUGUCUAAAAAGGAAUUACGCAAGGCCAAGAAGAAGGGCCUUCUACUGGAAAAUUUGCCAGCAGAUCAGGAGGAACAAGGCAUGGAAAGCUCAACUACACAGUCAAGAGAUGCAGAAAUUUCAGCACCAGAGUCCACUGUGGAAAUUGAAGAAAUGCCUUUCUAUGAAAAGCAGCCCGCAUCCGAACCUGAGCAACUCGAAGAACAGGAUUUACAAACCCGGCCAGAAGUCGAUACUCUCACAGAGUCAGCACCGAUCCCCUCUGAGUCAGCUACGAAUGAUCCAGAACCCUCCCUCUCACGGAAGAAUUCUAAGACCUCAAAGAAGGCGAAGAAAGCCGAAAAGAGCCAAACCUUGGAAAUCGAGCCACUGUCCGAGGUGACCGACGACCUGGAGACUAAAUUGCCCAUCGACAAAGAAUUGUCUCUCAAAGAACAGCUCGAGCUCGAAGUUCCGACGUCAGAUGAGACAAACCAAGAUGAGGAGUGGCCUAGAAUUGAGUGGGAGCAAGGCAAAUCUACAAGUACCGCUCCUACUCACGAUCACACUGCUGAGCCUGAGCAUGAGCCUGACACUGCCAUUCCAGCUUUCGAAGCCAUUGAGGAGUAUGAUGAGCAUGCUAUCCCCGCGGCAUUGCAGGAAGCCAAGGAGCUACAGGCAGUAUCGGAUGAACCGCUGAGUAAAAGCGCCAAGAAAAAGGCCAAGAAGAACAAGAGGAAGUCUGAGCAAGCAACCCUGGCAGAGUCCGCUGAGUCUGCACAGGAGCCGUCACAUGAACAGACUGAGUUAGCCACUGAAUCGACGCCAGAGGCACCAGCAGAUUUCUCGGCCUCCGGCGAAAUUGAAGUUGAACCUCCCGCCAGAUCUCUGACCCCCGGAGGAUCCAGCGUUGCCAACCUUUUCCCUGGAUUGCCUCGUGCAGGGUUUCGAUUGAAGAAGACAGCCGCGUCGGUAAAAGAUAGUGCUGAGGAUGAGACGACAGAGGACUUGCAAGCCAAUCGCGACAUCGCGAUCCCCGUCUCGGAAGCACCCCCCUCCGCGGCUACCGAACCUAAAGACAUACUCGAAACCACUCCUGACCCGCUCCCUGGAGCUACAAAAGAGAUCGAUCUGCCUGUGGAGCAUUAUGCUCCACCCGCCAAGGUUAUCUCCGAGGAAUCUACAAAGGAGCCAAAACUUCCGGUGCCUGAUGACGUUUUCGUGGAGGAACCGGCUUCAAAACCGGUGCACUCUGGAUCGUUAGAACGAUCUUCUAUGCUUUUCAGCUCAUCUCCGUCUACUCACACCGAGGAGCCGUCUUCGCCCCGGCAUCUCCUGCCAUCCCAAAUGGAGGUUGCCGCUGACUCUUCUUGUGAAUUGCGCCGAACUCCUUCAGUUAUCCACGGGCGACAUCAGCAUACUCCCCGCACGUGGAACUUGGAUGAACAAUCUAUCCCAGCGAUGGCCCCUUCACCACCUCGAUCUCUCUUUGGAGGACCAUUCGGAGAGCACGAUUCAAUUUCUCGGCCCCGGACUCCACUAGACCCGAUUGCGGAACAGGAACCAGGGGACGGACACAGAGCGACCAUGGCUCAGCAUGGGACGCCCCGCCUGGAGAUCAAGCCAGAGCAUGUCUUACGACCAGUUACUCCCGAGCGACCUGUUCCUACUGCACGAAGUAUUUCCCCCGUGCGAAAGUUUACAGACAAUUCCCAUGGGCGGGAAGCAUGGCCAACACCAGAAAAUGAAGCCCGUCGCAGCCAGGAAGAGUUGACCAAAAGCCGCAGCGGCGGCGAAUCCCCUAUUCUGAAAACACCCGAGCAGGGGAUGCCGGUGUUGAGGCCCUCUGGUAGCAAGGGCAAGCUGCGUCGCACGAAUCGGAGUACGAGUAGCGAUCUGCGGGCGGCUAGUCGUGCGCUAGACUCCCAGCCUCCCUCAAAUCUCGAUCUCGAUCAGCUUCCUUCCUCUUCCUCUUACGACCCCGUCACCGACAAGGGCAAGCGUCCUAUGCGCAACAUGUCGGAUGUCUAUGAAGGAUGGGGUGAGACUCCCAGUUCCCCGCGGUCGCCCAGCCGACCGCCUAGUGUCCGUCAUCGCCGAAGCAUCCAACACUUACAAGAUCUCGAAUCUCGUCUCGACCAACUGAUUUCAGACAACCGUUUGCUCGCCGCUGCCCGCGAUGAAGCUGAAGAGAGAUUGCGCAAUUCAAGCGUCGCUCGACGAAAGAGCGACCAGGCCCUUUACACCAGUGGCGCCGACUUACGAGACAGCAAAGCCGAGAUCGAACAAUUGAAGAGCUCUGUGGACUGGUUACAAAAGGAAACAACUCGCCUCACACAGGAGAAUGAAGGCCUCACGGCAUCCAAUGCUGCACUCGCUGCUGCCCAUGCUGCCGAGGUGAGCAAUGUGCGCGAAUCGUCAACUCGCGAGCUCGAUGUUCUGCGGUCGCAACAUAACGACCUGUCGAGCCAGGUAGACGAGCGCGUCCGACAAGAAAUUGAAUCCGCUCUAGCACAGAAAGAUGCUGAGCUGCGACGCCUGCGCGAAGAUCUUGAAGCCGCCCGCGAUAAAGUCAAGGAACUACAGCAACAGAUCUCUGCGUCGGUCCACGACAAUGCCCUUGUCUUUCGAGAUGAGGAUUAUUUCGACGCUGCAUGCCAAAAGCUUUGUGGCCAUGUUCAACAGUGGGUGCUCCGCUUCUCCAAGCACUCUGACCACCGUCGCUGCCGUGCUCUGAGUGAACUGCAUGAUGAGAAAAUCGCCGAUCGCUUCGACAAUGCCCUUCUUGAUGGCACCGAUGCUGACUCCUUGCUCUCUGAUCGAGUGCGCCGCCGUGAUGUGUUCAUGUCGGUCGUGAUGACCAUGGUAUGGGAAUACAUCUUCACCCGAUACCUAUUUGGUAUGGAUCGGGAACAACGCCAGAAACUCAAGUCUCUGGAGAAGCAAUUGGCGGAAGUUGGCCCCCGUCGGGCAGUCCAUCGUUGGCGCGCCACCACCUUGACCUUGCUGUCCCGAAGGCCAGCAUUUGCCUCUCAGCGGGAUAGCGACACUGAAGCCGUCGCCUUGGAGAUCUUCGGCACCUUAUCACGCGUGCUCCCACCCCCAUCUCAAAUGGAAGCGCAAUUACUAGAUUCCCUGCGCAAGGUGCUUCGUGUCGCUGUCAACCUUUCCCUCGAGAUGCGUACUCAGCUGGCUGAGUUCAUCAUGCUGCCGCCCCUCCAGCCUGAAUAUGACACCAAUGGGGAUCUCGCCCGUCAGGUCUACUUCAAUGCCUCAUUGAUGAAUGAGCGCAGUGGCGAAACUAGCUCGAAUGAUGAGUUGGAGUCGCAGCAGGCUGUUGUACGCAUCGUCCUCUUCCCUCUCGUUGUCAAGAAGGGGAACGAUGUUGGUGAGGGCGACGACGAGGUUGUCGUCUGCCCGGCUCAAGUCCUCAUCGCCCGCCCCGGCAAAGACAAAAAGAUCUCUCGAAUGAUGAGUGGUGACCGGAUGUCGCUGGACGCAAACAAAUCCGUUCAUAGUGUGGCACCUUCCACCUUCACAAUGGACAUGGGUAGUAAUCAGUUUUGA
Messenger RNA from Penicillium longicatenatum, 12501 nucleotides. RefSeq lists its product as uncharacterized. The record is from RefSeq and is a predicted model, not a curated record. The coding region runs from base 1 to 12501 and encodes 4166 amino acids. NCBI's taxonomy places the organism in Eukaryota, Fungi, Ascomycota, Eurotiomycetes, Eurotiales, Aspergillaceae. The transcript is spliced from 2 exons.